Messenger RNA from Drosophila willistoni, 1426 nucleotides. It is a transcript of the gene Fntb, whose product is annotated as protein farnesyltransferase subunit beta. Gene Ontology annotation, biological process: protein farnesylation. The record is from RefSeq and is a predicted model, not a curated record. Lineage: Eukaryota; Metazoa; Arthropoda; Insecta; Diptera; Drosophilidae. Bases 70 to 1329 code for a protein of 419 amino acids. Gene Ontology annotation, molecular function: protein farnesyltransferase activity. Gene Ontology annotation, cellular component: protein farnesyltransferase complex. The transcript is spliced from 5 exons.
UUUUCUUGUCAGGUUAUAGUAGUUACACUAAGCAACAAGUUUAUUGCUAAUAGCAACGAGCCAAAUAACAUGUGGCCCGAAGACGAGCUUCUGUUUCGAAAUUUCCAGCAUCUAAAAGGCUGCAAGUUUGACGAUGAAAAGGUGGCCACAAUUACGUCCAGAGAACAGCAAAAAACGGAAAGUUCCGUGGAGAAAUGCUUCGACCGAUUCGAGCAGAUGCAAUUCCUUAACCCUCGCCUCACUCAGCUAAACCGCAUUGAACACCAGCACUAUCUGGAUGUAAUGCUACGCAGUCUUCCCUCGAAUUAUGAGUGCUUGGACAGUAGCCGUGCAUGGUGUAUCUAUUGGAUUUUACAAGCGGCGCAGCUGCUGAGUUUCACAUUUGAUGAGGAGACGCUCGACCAUGUCAUACAGUUCCUUAUUAAAUGCCGAGCACCCACAGGCGGGUUCGGUGGCGGGCCGGGCCAAUACGCCCACUUGGCACCUACAUACGCUGCCGUCAACAGUCUGUGUAUCAUUGGCAGCCAAAGUGCCUAUCGUGCCAUCGACAGGGAAUCGCUGACACAGUUUCUGUUCAGUGUACGCGAAGCGGAUGGCUCUUUUCGUCUGCACGUGGAUGGAGAAACGGAUGUGCGAGGUGCCUACUGUGCCAUUUCCUGCGCCAAGUUGUUAAAUCUGCCCCAGCUUGUUUUGAAGGAAUUAUUUGCUGGCACUGGUGAUUGGAUAGCAAGUUGCCAGACAUAUGAAGGCGGAUUUGGUGGUGCUCCCGAUCUUGAGGCGCAUGGCGGCUACACUUUUUGCGGCAUUGCUGGCCUUGCUCUGCUCAACGAGGCACACAAAUGUAACAAAAAUGCACUGCUCCGAUGGACAUUGCGGCGCCAGAUGAGCUAUGAGGGCGGCUUUCAGGGACGCACCAAUAAAUUGGUCGACGGCUGCUAUUCUUUCUGGGUGGGUGCCACUAUUCCCAUUACACAAGCGACAAUGCCUGGCAUGGAGCACACCCUAUUCGAUGUGGAGGCCCUGCAAGAAUAUAUUUUACUUUGUUGCCAAAAGCAAAACGGUGGCCUUAUUGAUAAGCCUGGAAAACCCCAAGAUCUCUACCACACUUGCUACACUCUUAGCGGUGUAUCCAUAGCACAGCACUCUGAAUCCGCAAUGAGUCCGCAAGUUCUGGGAGACUUGAUCAACGAACUUCUGCCCACCCAUCCAUUGUUUAACAUACCACCGAAGUCGGUGGCAGCUGCUCUCAGUCACUUUUCGAACACAACUGAACCGGAUUCUGAUGGGAACGAUAGUACCUGGAAAAUGGAUGAUGAGGAGGACAGAUAAACAAAGCAACACCGAAAAAGAAUUGAUUAGCAAUUUAACACCCAAAAUGAAAUUCUGUAAACUAAAUUUUUAUUAAUAAAUGACUUUUCCAAAUUUA